UCCCGCUGCUGUCACGCUCGAAGCAGAACACCUUGUGACGUCACGCUCCAGUCUGUUUUGGAGAAGGGGUGGAAGAUGGCGGCGUCCAAGGUGAAGCAGGACAUGCCUCCUCCGGGGGGUUACGGUCCCGUUGAUUAUAAGAGAAAUCUCCCCAAAAGGGGACUCUCUGGGUAUAGCAUGCUCGCCAUUGGAGUCGGUGUCAUGUGUUUCGGUUAUUGGAGACUCUUCAAAUGGAACAGGGAGAGGAGGCGGUUGCAGAUUGAGGAACUGGAAGCAAGGAUAGCUCUUCUGCCUUUGCUGCAAGCAGAGCAGGACCGGAGGCAACUACGGAUGCUGCGGGAGAAUCUGGAGGAGGAAGCAGUCGUAAUGAAAGAUGUCCCCGGCUGGAAGGUGGGAGAGAAUGUCUUCCACACAGACCGCUGGGUGGCCCCCCUCACAGAGGAGCUGUUUAACCUUAGACCCCGGGAAGAGCUUCUACACAAGCGCUUUGGCUUCCUGUGGUACGUGUAGUCGCCCCCAGUCCAACCGCGUCACUACAGUACUCCUCGGCUACUAUACCAGUCACAGCCACUAACCUGUUGACCUGAGUCCACAACUCAACACAGCUUGUAAAUGUUCUAUAUUAAAGUGAUCUUUUCUGUACCUCA
Molecule: messenger RNA, 647 nt
Organism: Oncorhynchus keta (chum salmon)
Lineage: Eukaryota; Metazoa; Chordata; Actinopteri; Salmoniformes; Salmonidae
Product: NADH dehydrogenase [ubiquinone] 1 alpha subcomplex subunit 13-like
Exons: 5
Coding region: 76-510 (144 amino acids)
Source: RefSeq, a predicted model, not a curated record